Dunckerocampus dactyliophorus (ringed pipefish) is the source of this 2396-nucleotide messenger RNA. RefSeq lists its product as uncharacterized. Gene Ontology annotation, molecular function: protein binding. The transcript has 9 exons. The record is from RefSeq and is a predicted model, not a curated record. Bases 90 to 1031 code for a protein of 313 amino acids. NCBI's taxonomy places the organism in Eukaryota, Metazoa, Chordata, Actinopteri, Syngnathiformes, Syngnathidae.
GCAGGAGAAGCAGACACGGCACAAGCGAUUGGAAGCCCCAGAGAAGACCUCACAGCCAACUGUUCCCAGAUCACAGAAGAACUUGCGACAUGCAGAGGAAGGUGAAAGGCCCACAUGGCCGCAAGAAGAAGCCACAAAACACCAUCCACCCGGGCUUCUUCUUGGUCACUCCACUCGUCUUGAUCGUCGUGGCGAUGGCCUGGCAGUGGCCUAACCUGUCUUGGCCGUGGGACUCCGUCGCCGUGGCACAAAGCAUCCAGGCCACUGAUGCCCCAGACCAGAACCUCCUAAAGGAACUGACAACCAUGAAACAGGACAUCAAUGAGUUGAAGAACCUCCUACAGGAACUGACAACCAUGAAACAGGACAUCAAUGAGUUGAAGAACCGGGUGACACGUGUGGAUGAUCUUGAUGAAAGAACAGCAGCUAUCGUCCACAUUGAGAAUGUGACCCGUACGGUUGAAAUACAAGCAGCAACCAUGCAGAAUCUGACCACACUUCUGAAGAUUGAUGGUGUAGCAAAAAUUGCGCAAGUUGAGGUUCUGACGGCGCGUGUGGAUGCCCUUGAAAAAGAGAAAAAUGAGCCAGUGAAAAAGGAGCAAGUGACGGGUCCCACCACCCGUGUGACCAAGCUGGAAGUGGCAGCCAGUCCGGUGGUGUUCUCAGCAAUGAUCAAACAUGAGAAUAACUUCAGUAGUGGGGAGAAGGUGAUCUUCUCUGAAGUGCAGACCAACGUGGGUGACGACUAUAACAAGACCACAGGCAUUUUCACAGCACGCAUUGGGGGCCUCUACUUCUUCACCGUCACCAUCCACACGCAUGGGGGGGACAUUAACCUGAAUGUGUAUAAGAAUGAGGAGAAAAUGAGCCAGCUGUUUAACCCCACUGCAGGAUACCACGGCAGUGAGACCAGCAGCUUGGUGAUGCAACUGGAGAGUGGAGACACCGUGUAUGUCGAGGCUUAUAAGAGCACAGUCCAGAGUUACACCAUACAAAGCAUGUUCAGCGGCUUCCUCAUCCAUCCCAUGUAAACUAGAUGGAGGUGAUAUUAUCGAUACCAGGCAGUAUCGGUAUGGGACUGAUGCUAGCAUGAGGAGAUGGCUAGAUGAGUUUUCUUUAUUCAAUUAACCGUGUGGCUUUUCAUGUGUGUAAUAUUCUACGUGUUUGGUAUCAUUGAUAUCGGCUGGUCUGAUCCAGUUGUGUCUACUGAUACUUGAACCGCACGUGUUAGGAUUGCUUUUUCAACAGCUGCCAUAGGCUGAUGACACUUAGCGCAUAUGCUAACGUUUACUAUUUGCGUGUACUUCUCCUACCUAACCCCUAGAAAGGGACUGUUUGCAAGCGUCGCUAGAGGGCGCUAACUGUGGAAGUAUUUUACUGGAUGCUAGCCGUGGGUGAUGUCAAACAGUCCCUUUAAAUGUCAAUGUAUUUCUACAUCACAGUGGAAACUUGGUUAGCGUCGUCAAUUCAUUCCAGAAGGUCCCGACUCACAACCUAAGCCAUUUCAACAGUCAGUUUUUGCUGCUGACAUCACAGACGGGCGACGUAGCUGACCUCCCCGGUUGCCAUUCUGUUAGCAAGCGCAUGACGCUAACACGGAUGUUUUGUGAACAUGAAGUGUGGCAUAUUGUACGCAAACUGAGGCUACAUUUUGGAUGAAACACGCUAACUGACGUUCUGCUUUUUUUCUUUGAUGAUACCACAUUUGGAAUGUUAUAGGCUACUGGAUGUUUGGAUUUCCCGCAUUAAAUCAAUAAAGUUUAGCAAGUUUGGCAAGAGUAGUUGUCAGUGCUUACCUCAGCUGUCUUUAUGCAGAUUUGAGCAGCAAAUGAUUUCAUUUACCGAUCAAGUUCAUUCUGCAGUUGCUUGUCAUAGUUUUUGAUUGAGCAAUGUAUUUAUUUGUAUUGAUUUUCUAUGUAGCCUGGUUAGCAUUGGUAACACAGUAAGGAAGGCAAACGUUUCUUUCACACUUUCAUACUUCUGCAAAGACUUUUAUGUCACUGUACUGUCUGACGCUCGUCACUCAUAAUGCAAUGAAGACAUGUUGUUGGAAGAUUGUGCUUAUUGAAAAGUGAAUGCAGCUUUGGUGAGGAAAAGAGGCAUCAUUUUUAAAUAACUCUUGACGGUUAAAGGUGGUAUCCAUCCUGGGAUGUAAAUGACGCUUUUCCACCCAAAAAUAUAAGAACACCAACCAGCAAAAACUGCACACGCAGAAAAGUCUAUAUUCUAAACAAUUGUUUGAGCCAGGAACAAAAGAAAGGGGAAAGCACAGGAACGCACGCGUGUACGCAGUCUUGGAAAAACUUAUGAACAAUUAGCAGCCAUGGCUGAGCAGGAAGUGGGGGGUGGGAAAUAGGCCGUUGGAGCGCUGGCACCCCCCAUUGCAGUACCUAACC